Messenger RNA from Pelobates fuscus (common spadefoot toad), 3380 nucleotides. RefSeq names its product transcription factor sox-2-like. The coding region runs from base 8 to 1150 and encodes 380 amino acids. The record is from RefSeq and is a predicted model, not a curated record. NCBI's taxonomy places the organism in Eukaryota, Metazoa, Chordata, Amphibia, Anura, Pelobatidae. Gene Ontology annotation, biological process: positive regulation of transcription by RNA polymerase II; anatomical structure morphogenesis; cell differentiation. The transcript is spliced from 3 exons. Gene Ontology annotation, molecular function: DNA-binding transcription factor activity, RNA polymerase II-specific; RNA polymerase II cis-regulatory region sequence-specific DNA binding.
CUGCUCAAUGUACCCCCUUCUCAUGGACCAGCACCCCACGAGGGACCUCCACCAGGGGGACCAGCACCCCACGAGGGACCUCCACCAGGGGGACCAGCACCCCACGAGGGAUCUCCACCAGGGGGACCAGCACCCCACGAGGGAUCUCCACCAGGGGGACCAGCACCCCACGAGGGAUCUCCACCAGGGGGACCAGCACCCUAUGAAGGACCUCCAACAACAGAGGCUUCAACCCACGAGGGACCUCCAACAGGGGGACCAGCACCCAAUGAGAGAUCUUCGCCAACAGAAGCUUCACCCCAUGAGCGACCAUCACCAGGGGGACCAGCACCAGAUGAGAUACUCUCACCUGCAGGACCAGCACCCCAUGAGGGACCUUCUCCAGCUGGAUCAACACACCAUGAGGGACCAGACAGCAAUGCACCACCGUGAAGAAACAUCUCCCACGAGCGUCUCUCCAACCGUGCAUCAGCAGAAUCCCAUUAGAGACCCCCCAGCAGUGCCCCAACAGGGGGAGCACACUAUGAAAGACCCCCCGGAAACCAAAGAGCAGCCAAAGAGUGUGGUGCCCACCGAGGAGAAGGGGCCCCUGACGGUGAAGCGCCCAAUGAAUGCAUUCAUGGUGUGGUCUAGCGGGGAGAGGAAGAAGGUCUCAGCUCAGUUCCCCAAAAUGCACAACUCUGAGAUCAGCCGGCGGCUGGGGGAGGUCUGGCGGGGGCUGGGGGAGGAGGAGAGGAGACCUUUUAGGGAGGAGGCCAGGAUGCUGAGGGUCCAGCAUGCACGGGACUACCCGGGAUACAAAUAUACUCCCCGUAAGAAAAGGAAGGACAAAGGGGGAGCAAGCAACAAACAGGAGGGGAGUCAGGGCAUGUUGGCCCCACCACAACCAGUGGAGUCCACUCAACCUGGAGCCCACCUUGGUGCAGACAGCCGGGGGUUUCAUGCUCACUACAAUGGUUUCCAGGACCCUUAUGGAUAUGUUCCUUAUGCAAUGCCACCGAAGAUGGACGCCGUUCAUGGACCUAACCAUGAUUUAACUGCUUUGUAUGGAUAUGGACUCUAUGAUUAUGGAGAACGCAGAGGAUUUCAUCCCCAGGUUCAUUAUCAGACACUUGAAGUGGAGAGCAGUGGUUCUUUAACAAACCUCUGACCUCAUAAGAGCGUCCAGUGCCAUACUCAUCUCAGGAGAAGAGCCAGGCUAUUUUGACAGUGCCUUAUGAUGAACUGCCCAUCCUAUGGUCAUUGCUGGAGGAUAAGGAGACUCUUUAUGGAACACAGAUUUAAGAAGAUGACUUCUCAGAUAUUUGGCCAUUCUGCUAAGAGAGCUGUCCUUUGACUGUUAAAUGACUAAUUCAUUCUUGUAUAGUCCCCUCUAAUGGCUAAAGUCUACAGGUUCCCACCAUUUUACUACACAAGCCCAGUGGUGUAACUCCUGCUCAGUAUAUCCUGGAUUCCUAUGGGUCCAGUAAAGCUGGACAUUGUGAGACGAAUGUACAAACCACAACCCAACCCUCCCCUCCUUAAAGACUUUUCCUGAGAUGGAGCCACCAGGGCUGCUCUAGAACUCACUAUCACUAUGGGAUCCUGCAGACCCAAACAAAAUCUCCCGAGGGUCUUCCUAUCUUAAGCCCUAUGGAGUUUAUAUUAGGGCCUUAUUGUGAAGGCAUCUGUAUAUAUUAGAUAUAUUAAGGGGUUUAUCUCCUGUGACAGUUUGUAGAUAUUUUAUUAGAGUAGACCAGUCAUGGCUUAUCUUUGCACCCCAUGAUGUUGGGAAGUCUAGUUUACAAAUUUCAAGGAUGCCAAGGUUAGCCAUUGCUAAUUUAGAGGAAUCUCUCGUAGAAAGUCUUGAAGUGUGUUUUAUACAGAAGAUUUCCAUUGUCUGUUUUUGUCCCCCUGUUUGCAGUUUUAUUUUUUUAUUUUUUUUUAUUUUUUUAGAUAUAUAUCUAUCGUUCAGAUUUUAUGAUGAAACCCCCCCCUCUUUCUGAUGUCAGUCUCCACCGAUCUUCUAGAUUCACAGGGAGAGAUUUAUCAAAGUGCUGAAAAGUUGUAAAAGUGAGGCGGCCACCAUGGUUCUGUUGGUGAUUGCUUUUCCAAUUUCUGAUUGUCACUUUAAUGAACCCCUCCCAGAGUAUGACCAAAGUGUUUUCAUGUAUACACGUAUUGUGUGGGUACUCCCAAGGUAGACUAUCACUGAAAGGAAUCUGAGGCUGUGAGGAUGGCUAAAGACCAGCUUUAAUGAGAAAAUCAUUCACAUUCAUUUUAAUGGGUGAUAGAGCACAAACUGUUUUGUAGUAAAGUUAGUUUUAAGAGGAUUUUAUUUAUAUUUGUACUCCAGUAAUUUGCACAAUUAGAACCUCAGAGUGGGCAUUUCAGUUUUUGAACACAGGGUUCUCUCCAGUACUAUGAGGGCUGCCAUCUGCAAGUGGUUUGUCUGCGUUGUCCGAGCUAUAGGUAACACAGAAAUGGGUCUUGUUCUCCGAAGUAUCAUACUGAGCUGAUGGGAACCUAGUGACUGGAGGCCGACCUUUCCUGGUGGGAUCUCCUUUAACACCAGCUUAGUAAAUGAAGAACAGCUUCUCAUGCAUGGGUCUAUCCCACAUGUAAGAAGCAAUGGUUUAAAAAAGUAAAAAAAAAUUCUGCUUAUUUUGCUCCAUUUUACUGGUUUUGGAUAUGGAGUAGGUUUGUUAGGUAUUUUUCUCACUGUACAAUAUUAGGAGAAUCUGUCUUCAAUACUGUGUAACUUAAUGAGGAAGAGCACCAUCUUUAAAGUCCCGCAUACAGAGUUGCUUAGACGCUGGAAGUUAGUUGAUUUUUAUUUCAGUCGACCAUAGCUGCCUUAAAGUACUACCUCGUUGUACCUUAACAAUUAAUAUCAAAGAAGCACUCCAGAGCCCAAACGUACACGGUCUCAGGUGCUUUAUGUGUGAAGAGGGUGUAUUUGUAUUUUUCUUAUUUUAGUUUUCAAUAGAAAUUGGCUUUUUUUUUUUUUUAAUUUAUAAAUUAACCUUGUUACACCCCGAUGACUGCAUGACUCAGACACCCGGACCUGUUACUUCCUGGUUUGGUUAGCUCAGUGCAGGCAGCAACUGCCCAGAGCAUCUGCCUUGCAAAGAAUUCUCAUUGAGCUGCAUUUGGAAGUCUGUGAUUGGACAGCCACAGAAAGUCUGGGCGGGGUUAGAAGGGGAGGGCUUGUAAAGGCUGCAGACAAGGAAACUGCAGCGUUUGCAAGCUGUUUUUGAUAGACCAAAAUGUUUUUGUUUUAGCAGUGAAAUGUUCAUUUAAAAUCGGUCAUAUUGGUGAUAAAGCUUUGUAUGCCCUGCAUCCUUUAUUUCUGUACCACUGUGUGCAUAUCAUAUGAAAAAUCCUUAAUAAAAAUAUUC